Penicillium psychrosexuale is the source of this 633-nucleotide messenger RNA. RefSeq names its product gamma-glutamyl cyclotransferase gliK (gene gliK). Gene Ontology annotation, molecular function: gamma-glutamylcyclotransferase activity. The coding region runs from base 1 to 633 and encodes 210 amino acids. The record is from RefSeq and is a predicted model, not a curated record. Lineage: Eukaryota; Fungi; Ascomycota; Eurotiomycetes; Eurotiales; Aspergillaceae. The transcript has 3 exons.
AUGUCAAAUAACCCAAUGUGGUAUUUUGCCUAUGGCUCCAACAUGCUUUCGGAUGUCUUCAUCACGCGAAGAAAAAUCCAGCCUCUCAGAUCCGAAGUUGCUCUGGUUAAAACGCAAACCCUCUGCUUCAACAUAAUGGGCGUUCCAUACACCGAUCCUGCCAUGGGGGGCUUGCGCCCAGCUGAGGAACAAGAUAUUCCGGUAUAUGGCAUUGCGUACCUAUUGUCUCCCGACGAUAUGAGAAAGGUGAUCAUCAGCGAAGGAGGUGGAAUCGCCUACAAAGCCGAGGUUUUUACAGCCACGUUGCAAAAUGAUGGGUCAGAAGAUCUGUUGAUCCGAGGUGCCAGUGAACAUUCUCUCCCGGAGUCUUACCAGAAGAGACUUUUGUCACAGCAAACAUUCAUUCCGGGGCAAAGCUGUCGAUUCAAGGUUGGUAAAUGGCUAUUUGACGGAUUCUGGCAACGGGUCGCAUACUGGAUUGAAAAAGGAGUUUACAAAUUCAAAGAUGGCGAAGGGAACGUUCCACCGUGGUUCCUAGUCAUCUUCGAUUUUCUCUUAUGGACUAUGUGGUAUUACCAUGACUACGUCCACAGCGUCAUUUGGGGCAGGGGUGAUGGAUUGAAUAGGAAAUAG